This is a messenger RNA of Nicotiana attenuata, 433 nucleotides long. RefSeq names its product heavy metal-associated isoprenylated plant protein 47-like. The coding region runs from base 38 to 388 and encodes 116 amino acids. The record is from RefSeq and is a predicted model, not a curated record. NCBI's taxonomy places the organism in Eukaryota, Viridiplantae, Streptophyta, Magnoliopsida, Solanales, Solanaceae. The transcript is spliced from 3 exons.
AAGCUCCGAUAUAUCCAUUUAAUAUAUUCACAAGAACAUGAAGAAAAAGAUUGUGAUUGAUCUCCCUCUCAACACCGAGAACUGUAGAUCAAAGGCCAUGCAGAUAGCUGUAAGAAGUGCAGGGGUAAUAUCAGUGAACGUAGACAAGGAAAAAGGGCAUCUGGUGGUGAUUGGAGUAGGGGUUAAUUUUUUCAGGCUGAUGAAGUGCAUAAGGAAGAAAUUCAGUUGUUCAAGCAUUGUGAGCUUGGAAGACGUGAAACAGGAAAAGCCAGCUACUCCCAAAAAACCAAUUUGCUCAAGUCCAAAAUGCCCACCAAUAUGUGGUCAGUACUAUCCGGUAUGCCAACCCGUUUAUGAUACUUAUAAUCCAACUUGCACCAUUAUGUGAAACCGAGCACCACUAAUUAAUAUUCAACCACUGCCUAUUCAUCUC